CUGGUGAUGAUUUUCUCUUGUUUGAGUCUUUUUUCAUCAGUUUGUUUGUCACUUUUCCUCAGCCUUGAAGUCAUCACUUUUUGAGCUGUUCUUCAUUUUCACAGUAGUUCUGAGGUACUUUCAUCACACUAUUCGAAGUCACAAGGCACUUUCACAGUCUUUAACGUUCUUUCAUCGCAUUUAAAGUUCCCUGAUCCCUGCCCCAGCAUAGCAUGAACUCGCUUAAGGCACUCGGAAACGAGUUUGACAUCUGCGUGCUCGGAAACGCUUCUACUGGCAAGUCGUCUCUCAUUCUCCAUUUUCUUCAUAAUGCCUUCAUUGAACAGGAGUCGUCGUUGGAAGACCUCUACAUCAAAGAUAUCCGCAAUGGCCAUAUCUAUAACCAGGUCAGCGUGCUAGACACAUCGUCGUCCAUCGACAGCUACUCAUCCUCGAGGAAACAGCAGAUCCUCAACACUGCCUCCAUCAUAUACGUUUAUUCCAUCGACGACUACGAGUCGUUCGUGGGCAUUGUCGAGCUCCACGAGCGUAUCCAGACCUUGCGGCCAUCCCUUCCUCCAAUCAUCGUGGUGGGCACCAAAGCUGACUUGGAACAACGUCAGGUGUCGUCCGACGAGGCCCAGCAGUGGGCAGAGUCCAUUGGAGCAUUGAACUUCUCAGAGUGCUCCUCCAAACGAGGUGUGGGUAUCGACGAGGCCUUCGAUCCUCUUAUCCAGUACUUGCUCGUGUCCAAACGCGAGAAGGUAAGACAGCAGUCGAUAAUAUCGUUGGGCCAGAUUCAGCGGGAAUUAGUGCUGAAUCCCCAGACCCCAGACACCUACGAGACGGCUUCGUUUACUGGCGACGACGUACUCGUCAAUAAGGUGCUGGAAGAGGUGGCCAAAGAAACGCCUGCCAGGGUACACCAGCAGCGCAAGAGGGAAGCACACACGAAGGGAGACAAGUGCUGUGUGAUUGUUUAAUUAUUUAUUAUAGAGUUAUAGAGCCUGAGGGCAUUAAUGGUACUUAGAAUGGAUUGCAAUGCGUAGAUUU
Molecule: messenger RNA, 1032 nt
Organism: Suhomyces tanzawaensis NRRL Y-17324
Lineage: Eukaryota; Fungi; Ascomycota; Pichiomycetes; Serinales; Debaryomycetaceae
Gene: RAS2
Product: Ras2p
Exons: 1
Coding region: 213-962 (249 amino acids)
Biological process (GO): signal transduction
Cellular component (GO): plasma membrane
Molecular function (GO): GTP binding; GTPase activity; GDP binding
Source: RefSeq, a predicted model, not a curated record